This is a messenger RNA of Drosophila rhopaloa, 568 nucleotides long. Its product is annotated as iron-sulfur cluster assembly 2 homolog, mitochondrial. Gene Ontology annotation, cellular component: mitochondrion. The transcript has 2 exons. NCBI's taxonomy places the organism in Eukaryota, Metazoa, Arthropoda, Insecta, Diptera, Drosophilidae. The record is from RefSeq and is a predicted model, not a curated record. The coding region runs from base 97 to 516 and encodes 139 amino acids. Gene Ontology annotation, molecular function: iron ion binding; 2 iron, 2 sulfur cluster binding; 4 iron, 4 sulfur cluster binding. Gene Ontology annotation, biological process: iron-sulfur cluster assembly.
UCAAUUAUCGGUCGAAAACAGCUGUCGUUGUUUGGAUUACGAGAUAGUAAAUAGCAAUAUUGAAAUUAAAUUUUUGGGCUGUGGAAUCGGGGAAAUAUGGCUUUCCUGCUAAGACAAGUGGCCCGUACGGGAAUCCAGAGAAAUCUAAUCCUGAUGCGGCACGCGAGCGCCUCCACAUCCGCUAAUCCCGAGCUGAGCGUCCAGGUGAGCGAGAGUUGCAUGAAGCGCCUCCGCGAGAUCUGCGUGGACGGCUCCUUUCUCCGGGUGACGGUCGAGGGAGGCGGAUGCUCCGGCUUUCAGUACAAGUUCGAUUUGGACAAGCAGCUUAACGAGGAUGACCGGCAGUUUGGCGAGGACCAGGCUAAAGUGGUCAUCGAUAACAUCUCGUUGGAGUACUGCAGUGGAGCAACCGUGGAUUACCACAGCGAACUCAUACGGGCCGGAUUCCGGAUGGUGGCCAAUCCGCUGGCGGAACAGGGCUGCUCCUGCGGCUCCUCCUUUUCGAUCAAAUUGUAGUUUAACGUUUAAACUGUAGAGAAUUAUUUAAUACACAUAUUAUGUUCAGUUA